Molecule: messenger RNA, 5133 nt
Organism: Anopheles funestus (African malaria mosquito)
Lineage: Eukaryota; Metazoa; Arthropoda; Insecta; Diptera; Culicidae
Gene: Patj
Product: patj homolog
Exons: 3
Coding region: 320-3250 (976 amino acids)
Molecular function (GO): protein binding
Source: RefSeq, a predicted model, not a curated record
UUCUGCUCUAGCAGCAGUAACCCUGUACUCCUCUAGAUGAAUUUCGAGCCAAACAACUGCUGUCAACGUCAUCCCACUGACAGUUGUUUAUGUGCUUUUUUUUCCUCUGUGCACGUAAACACAUAAUUGGAAAGGAAUUUUUCUUGUGCGUGGAAAAAAGAAGAGAAAAGAGGCGUAUCUUUCUGCAGUGAAACAAAGUAAAUUCUUGCUUAAAACCCUUAUUCCAAACGGUGUUUGUUUGAUGCCCGAGUGCAUAUCCCUCUGGUCGUGUCGGUAGCGUGUGUUGAGCGUUGAUUGUUUCAAGUGGCCGUGUGGGUGCAUGCAUGCAAACGCCAAGAUGCAUCUCUCCAGCGAUGUCUCGAAUGCGCUGAAGCACAUCGAAAUCAUCAAGCAGACGGUCGAGGAGAUGGAGCCCAACAAGCUGCAGCUCAAUGUAAGCGAUGACCUGAAGCUGGUGCUCGAUCUGCUGCAGGAUCCAGUAUUUCGUAACAUCGUCCAGAUCCAGGACUCGCUGGCAGAACUGAACCAUCAGAUCACGCAGCACCCCUCGAUACUUCCGGGCGACUUCGAUAUAGCGAACAGUGGCGAACUAGUGCUGAGCGUACCACCCGGUACGGAUCUGUUCGAGGCGGACUAUCAGGAUGAGCAGCGGGUACCAUCGGCACAGAUCUCGCCCGGUAGUCCCAGUCCGGGUGGUAUGCUGGUCGUGACGCAGCCGAAACUGAAUCUACUCGACCACGGUCAGCUCCAGGCAACUGGAGGUGGUUCGAUGGUACCGACAGGAGUUGCGACCGUACCACAGCAUCUACAACAACAGCCCCUUGAUGCGCAACAGCUGCUGAAUGCGUCGAUGCAGCUGACCAACGACACGUCGCUGUUCGAGGUGCCUUCGAUUGUACAAGACCAUCAUCACAAGCUUCAUCCGGAGCAAACCGAUCAGCAUCCGCUCGGUGGGCCGUUUAACGAUUCUCCUAAAUCGGUACCGGAAACGAUCGUUGCUGGCGCUCCUCCACCGGACUGGUCGCGCAUUCUCGACAUCGAGCUAGUGAACGACGGUACCGGACUGGGUUUCGGUAUAAUAGGCGCACGCACGACAGGAGUCACGGUGAAAACGAUUCUCGCCGGCGGUGUAGCAGAUCGUGAUGGCCGUCUGAAGAGUGGCGAUCAGAUUCUGCAGAUCGGUGAUGUGAAUCUGCACGAGAUGGUUUCCGAGCAGGUGGCUUCCGUUUUGCGCCAGUCCGGCACCCAUGUACAGCUCGUAGUGGCACGACCGAUCGAUCCAGCAACGGUUGGUACCACCGAGUACGAUCAUUCCGCGAUCGUACCAACGGUGCUGUUAGGAAACCCGCUAAAGCUGAAGCAAUAUCUAGCGGAUUCCGGUUUCGGCGACAUUUACAGCGUGUAUUCGAUCGCAAACCUUGACAGUCCGGGAACAAUGGACAAUCCGUUUGGCAAAGAAAGCCCACUGCCAGACUUCCCCGAAACGGAGGUGUUUACGGUGGAGCUGCGAAAGGAUCAGAACGGGUUGGGCAUUACGAUUGCCGGGUACGUGUGCGAAAAGGAGGAACUGUCCGGUAUUUUCGUGAAAAGUGUCUCACCGGGCAGUGCGGCCGAUUUGAGUGGAAAAAUUCAGGUGAACGAUCGUAUUAUCGAGGUCGACGGACAGUCGCUGCAUGGUUUCUCGAACCAUCAGGCGGUGGAUGUACUGAAACAGAGCGGUCACGUAGUUAAGCUAUGUCUCGAGCGGUAUCUGCGUGGUCCAAAGUAUGAUCAGCUGCAGCAGGCCAUCGCAGCUAACGAGAUGAAACCUCCAACACCGGCCACACCACCACCACCGCUCGGUCCAACCGAUCUGUCCAAGUAUGGUAGCAACAUACUCGACAUCUUGCCACCGCAAGCACUGCAACGCACCCAGGGCAAGGAACUGGACGGAUCGGCAGAGAUAGAGGAAGAGCUAGACGAUAGCGAUGUGGUCGGGAUGGGUGGAGAACACGCAUCCACCGUGCACGUGUCCGCUCACAAGAAAUUAUCCCGUGCGAAGGAUUCGAUCGAUACGCAAGAAUAUCGGGAAAAGAUCAAGGAAGCGACAAUUAUCGCCGAUGCAGGUGCGUUAGACGAGAACGCCCUGAUGGAUGCGACCAAUCCGGUAGCAAUUGCACGCCACCAUCAAAGUGCGGCAAAGUUGCGUAGCUCUCUAAAGGGCGCUAGCACGGUGGUAGAGGAAGCCCAGCAAGAACAGGAUCCCGACACGGCGUACAUCGUAAAGAAGUGGACCAACAUACUUGGCCCGGAGGUACAGAUAAUAGUGGCGAAUAUACGCAAAUUUGCCGCAUCGAGUGGACUUGGGAUUUCGCUCGAGGGUACGGUAGAUGUGGAAGGUGGCAAGGAAGUCCGUCCACAUCACUACAUUCGUUCGAUCCUACCGGAAGGUCCGGUGGGACAGAAUGGUUUGUUGCGUUCCGGUGAUGAGUUGCUAGAGGUUAACGGUCAACGGUUGCUCGGAAUGAAUCAUCUGAAGGUGGUAUCGAUCUUGAAGGAGUUGCCACAGGAUGUGUGUAUGGUGUGCGCUCGCGGUGAUCCGGAUCUGUUGCGGUUUACCGAGGAGCAGCUGAUCAGCUCGCUGGAGGCAGACGCAACCAAACGUAACACACAGCAUCAUCAUCAUCCACAGUUGCACGGUAGCUUAACGCCUUCGGAACGAUUGGUAAAAGCAAAAUCAGAUGGUAGUUUAGCCACUACGAACGGUACGGGUAUCGGUGGUGGACCCGGUGGUGUCGGUGUGGGCGAUGGUUUUUCCAAGAUUAAAUCGCGCAGUCUCGAACCACUCACGGGGCUAGCGAUGUGGAGCUCAGAGCCACAGAUCAUCGAGCUGAUCAAGGGUGAGCGUGGACUCGGUUUCUCCAUACUCGACUAUCAGGAUCCACUCGAUCCGAACGAUACACUGAUCGUUAUCCGAUCGCUUGUACCCGGUGGUGUGGCUCAGCUCGACGGGCGGCUUAUCCCCGGCGAUCGUCUACUGUUCGUGAACGAUACGAUCCUAGAGAACGCUUCGCUCGAUCAAGCGGUACAAGCGCUGAAGGGUGCCCCGAAGGGUGUGGUGCGCAUCGGUGUCGCCAAACCGCUACCCAUGCAGGACUCGUCACUAGCGGCACCAUCGUUCGAUGAGAAGAAUGUGCCAGAGAGCAAUGGGGCUGGUAACGGUAGCGGUAAGAUGCUGUCGCUUGCCAAACCGGAUAUAAUAAUGGAAUGAGGAUGUUUAGUCAUAAGCAGAAAUGAAUAUGAGCGCUUUUCGGAGCUGUACCUCCGCCUGGACGCCCUGCUUGAGUUGAUUGAUGGUGCGACCAAUGCCGAACGGUUUGUCGUUUAGUUCGGUUCCGGUUGUACCACCGUCUGCCUCCCAAAAAAAAACCACCACCAACACCACCAGCCAGAGACCAAACGCAAACCGCUAGCAGCAGAACCCCCUAUCGAUGUGUGAAGGGAAAACCGCAACGCAAAAGCGAACGAAGCAAGAUCGCUACCUACCGAUUACCGAACCUUUCCCCCCGCAGAAGCCUUUCUACCCUUAACCAAACAAACAAUCCCCUGCGUAUGCGCUUGGCCUUUGGAUUGCUUAUGUGCUUUUUUUCGGUUUGGAUGACGCAUUUUACGUUUGUCAUGUAAACCCCCCAAAAACAGUUUCGAAUGUACUAACAUUUCCCGGCUACCCGGUAAAUUCCGUCUUCCAAUCGAUUGUUGUUCGAGUAUGUAAAACGCUUGUGUUUGUAAAGAUAUUGCUCUCUUAUAUUUUCACAUCCAUUUGUCAUCGUUGCCUAGUGUAGUCCGUAUGGGUUCAUUCCUCAUGAAACGCAUGGAACCAUCCUCCCAAUCCCGUAACGUUCCCACGCACAUUUUUGCACCCAAAAUGAUUGUUUGAUGAAAACCAAACAGAAAUCAAAUGGCAUAAGAGAAAACAACAUAAUGGUAUUUAAAGUUAUCAAAUAUAGAGCCAAUGUUCAGUAUACAUGAAUAACUAAAAAAAAAAAAAGACGAAUCAUAAUCGAACGUCACCAUCUUUUCCUCACACAUACAAUUGCACACUGGUGUGCGGAAUGGCCAAACACGCGCACGCACUACUGUUAAAAGAAAAUGAAAACAAAAAAGGGAAAAGAACAAAAGUACUUACGAACUACUUGCACCAAUAUUAUGGACACAAGCACACACACACACACACACACAAACUGCUUUCACUAAGUGCACCCAAUUUCUUGUCGUUAUUGCACUUUUUGCACUCGAAAAGGAAGGAACUAGCUCGUUCAGGUUAAUUAAGUUCUUACUAUGAAAGCCUUUCGGAUCAAAUGUCGUUGUCAGAAGCAGCAUCUUUGCUGCAGGUAUUGCUAUUUAGUUAAUUGUUUUUAGUUAAAUAUAUUACACGCCGCCGGCGUGAAAGCGUAUUAGUUAGCUUAAUUGUUUGUAGCAUAAAUAAUGCAAUAUAUUUUAUACUACUUUAUGUGUUUGUAACUUAAGACAACGACAAACAAAAGGGGCAGCAAAAUUUGUUUUCUAUAUCAAGAGCUAUCGUCUGGUUAUACUCUCAAAAUGCAACUACACUCAAGUACAACAUAAAAUGCACCAGUCUGAUGAAGAACAAAAAAUCAACACACAUGAAUAUACCCACGGCUAUCACACUUCACGUAGUGCACCCCUCAUUAAGCAAAACAAACUAGUGUCUAGUGUCAAAUAAUUCACAUUAUCAUCUCUAGUGUUUAUCUUUUCUCUAAAGUGCAUACUCUCACUCACCUAUUAUUACUUGGGUUUUUGGUAAAGUUAUCCUUUUCAAAGCGUUAAACUUGCUAUUAUGCCAGAUAAAAGCUUCAAGCGUGCGUCUGCUUGUGCUUGUGAUACUGACAAUUAUGUGUUCCGUUUUAUAAUUCGACCUUGAAUCUAAUUGUUCUUAAUAGUGUCUAUUUUGAGUUGAUUAAAAAAAACAAACAACAACAAGCAAACAAUUAUCCUUUAUCAUUUUCUUACUUUCCUAAACAACUAACAACUCUUCUCGCUCGUACUCGCGCGAUCUUACGCAAGCAGAACAGAAAAGCUAAUGGUGGAUUAUUGAUUUCUGACUUAUGACGUUAAUUGGAUAAAAAAAAACAA